This is a messenger RNA of Myodes glareolus (Bank vole), 1819 nucleotides long. It is a transcript of the gene Cyp11a1, whose product is annotated as cytochrome P450 family 11 subfamily A member 1. Gene Ontology annotation, molecular function: cholesterol monooxygenase (side-chain-cleaving) activity; iron ion binding; heme binding. The record is from RefSeq and is a predicted model, not a curated record. Lineage: Eukaryota; Metazoa; Chordata; Mammalia; Rodentia; Cricetidae. Gene Ontology annotation, biological process: cholesterol metabolic process; glucocorticoid biosynthetic process; cortisol metabolic process. Gene Ontology annotation, cellular component: mitochondrial inner membrane.
GGCCUUGAGCUAGUGGUUAUAAAUGUGGAGGUUAGGGUAGAGACAGGCGCACAGCGAGAAGUGGCAGUCGUGUGUGAGUACAGUAUGCUGGCCAAGGGACUCUCCUUGCGCUCAGUGCUGGUCAAAGGUUGCCAACCUUUCUUGAGCCCUACCAGGCAGGGUCCAGUGCUGGCCAUUGGAGGGGAAGCUGGCAUCUCUACUAAUAGUCCUCGGCCUUUCAAUGAGAUCCCUUCCCCCAGUGACAAUGGCUGGCUAAACCUGUACCACCUUUGGAAGAAGAAUGGCACACACAGAAUCCACUAUCAUCAAGUACAGAAUUUCCAGAAGUACGGCCCCAUUUACAGGGAGAAGCUUGGCAACAUGGAAUCUGUUUAUAUUCUGGACCCUGAAGACGCAGAGCUGCUGUUUUUACGCGAGGGUCCCUACCCAGAACGAUACGUUUUGCGCUCCUGGCUUGCCUAUCACGAGUAUUACCAGAAACCCAUGGGGAUCCUGUUUAAGAAGUCAGAAGCUUGGAAGAAAGAUCGAAUUCUCCUAAACCAGGAGGUGAUGUCCCGUGACACCAUCAAGAACUUCGUGCCCCUGAUUGAAGGUGUAGCUCAUGACUUCAUCAAGGUCUUGCACAGGCGCGUCAAGGAGCAGAACUCUGGAAAAUUUUCAGGGGACAUCAGUGAAGACCUGUUCCGCUUUUCCUUUGAGGCCAUCACCAGUGUCAUCUUUGGGGAGCGCCUGGGGAUGUUGGAGGAGAUCGUGGACCCUGAAUCCCAGCGGUUCAUCGAUGCUGUCUACCAGAUGUUCCACACUAGUGUCCCCAUGCUCAUCCUGCCUCCAGAACUCUUUCGAUUCUUCAGAGCUAAGGUCUGGAAGGACCAUGCGGCUGCCUGGGAUGUGAUUUUUGAUAAAGCUGAUGAAUACAUCCAGAACUUCUACUGGAGCUUACGGCACAAGCAAGACUUCAGCCAGUACCCUGGUGUCCUCUAUAGCCUCCUGAGUGGUAACAAGAUGCCCUUCAAGAACAUCCAGGCCAACAUUACGGAGUUGCUGGCAGGAGGAGUGGACACGACAUCCAUGACCCUGCUGUGGAACCUUUACGAGAUGGCACACAACUUGAAAGUACAGGAGAUGCUGCGGGCAGAGGUUCUGGCUGCCCGGCGCCAGGCCCAGGGAGAUAUGGUCAAGAUGAUACAGUUGGUCCCACUUCUAAAAGCCAGCAUCAAGGAGACCCUGAGGAUCCACCCCAUCUCCGUGACCUUGCAGAGGUAUCUUGCGAAUGACGUGGUACUUCAGAAUUACAAGAUUCCUGCCAAGACAUUGGUGCAGGCGGCUAUCUAUGCCAUGGGCCAAGAACCCAGCUACUUCUCCAACCCAGACAAGUUUGACCCAACUCGCUGGUUGGAAAAAAGCAAAAAUAGCACCCACUUCAAGUACUUGGGCUUUGGCUGGGGUAUUCGACAGUGCGUGGGCCGGCGGAUUGCGGAGCUGGAGAUGACCGUCCUCCUCAUCAAUGUGCUGGAGAACUUCAGAAUUGAAGUUCAAAAUCUCUCUGAUGUGGGGACCAAGUUUGGCCUUCUCCUGUUGCCCGAGAAGCCCAUCUUCUUCAACUUCCAGCCUCUCAAGAAGGACAUGGGCACAACCAUGAUCACACAGGGUGGCACUGUCUGAACUGCAGGCUGGAGUCACAUGGGGCGGUGUCUCUGUCUCUAGAAACACCUGCUCCUUUUGGAUGGUUCUGAGCUCUCAGGGGCCACCUGCCUAGGUUAGCUGGCUUAUCACUCUCCUCCUUUACUUACCCAGAAAGUUAAUAAACAGAUGAACUCUG